CAGGGGAGAAGGGCUCUGCCCUGCGCCAUGGACAGCCGGCACUGCCACCACAACGACUGCCGCACCGCCGCCCCGGGGCCCUACCGAGCCACCAAGCUGUGGAAUGAAAUUACAAAGUAUUUCCGAGCAGGCAUGCCACUGAGGAAACACAGGCAGCGCUUCAAGAAACACGGGAGCUGCUUUACUGCAUCAGAAGCUGUGGACUGGCUUCAUGAAGUGCUAAGGAGUAACAGUAACUUUGGCCCUGAAGUCACCAGGCAGCAGACGGUUCAGUUACUGAGAAAGUUUCUCAAGAACCACGUAAUUGAGGAUGUAAAAGGGAGAUGGGGAUCUGAAAGUUUAGAAGACAACGGUGUGCUGUACAGGUUUCCUUCAACAUCUCCAGUUAAACCUCUACCAGGCUCAUGUCCACCAAAAGAGAACUUGGAAAAUUUCUCUAGGGACAAAGACAGACUGUUUAAGCUGCCACAUUUAUCCAAAAGAACUUUGAAAAAACAUGAGCUACUGCAGUCUCUGGAAAACUUGGAAAAAACAAACCCAGAUGUAUCAGUAGAAAAAAAGGAAGACACACUGCAUGGGAAGGAAAUAAGCCAGGAAUAUGUGAAAGAAACUUGGAGAAAUAUAAUUGUAAUACAUCUGCAAACCAUUUUAGGUCUCCCAUCUUUAGAGGAAAUUUUGCAGCCAGCACAGAUAGUUCCUGAGUAUGUCAUAUACAACAUGACCAACACAAGCAAACAUGGGGUUGUAAUUCUGCAGAACAAAUCAGAGGACCUCCCCCACUGGGUGCUGUCAGCUAUGAAAUGCCUGGCAUACUGGCCCAGAAAUAAUGACACAAGCCAACCAACAUACAGUGGGUUUGAACGGGAUGUGUUCAGAACAGUUGCUGAUUACUUUCUCAGCCUCCCUGAACCACUGCUUACUUUUGAAUACUAUGAACUUUUUGUAAACAUUUUAGAUCUCCUUCAGCCUCAUUUAGAGAGACUUGCUGUGGAAGCUCUGCAGAUCUGCUGCUUGCUGCUCCCUCCACCCAACCGGCGGAAGCUGCAGCUCCUGAUGCGCAUGGGCGCUCGGCUCGGCGCCAACACCGCCAUCCCCCGGCUGCACGAUGCCAUGGGCACACGGGCUCUGAUGAUCCAGACUUUCUCCCGCUGUGUGCUUUGCUGCUCAGAAGAAGUAGAUCUGGAUGAGCUGCUCUCUACACGACUGGUCUCAUUUCUGAUGGACCAUCAACAAGAGAUAUUUAAGGUGCCAACUUACCUGCAGGUUGCAGUGCAAGAUCACAUCGAGUACAUGAAGAUGGCUGAGUGCAAACUGCCAAGGGAAGAAAUGUGUGCCAUAUUGCCAACAUACUCCUACUGCAAGCAAAUAACUCCUCAGGAGUUUGAAGAACAAAAGGUUUCUACCUCUCAGGCUGCAGUGGCAGAGCUCUUGGAGAACAUUAUCAAAGAUAAAAACUUGUCUGUGAAAGACAAAAAGAAGAAGUUAAAACAGUUCCAGAAGGAAUACCCUCUAAUCUACCAGAACAGAUUUCCAAGGACAGAAAAUGAAGCAAUGCUACUGGACAACAAACCCACCAUUAAGCAACCAAUGCUCAGCUUAAGGAAACCAAGAUUUCGUAGCUUAAGAUACUAA
Messenger RNA from Calypte anna (Anna's hummingbird), 1632 nucleotides. RefSeq names its product DEP domain containing 1 (gene DEPDC1). Gene Ontology annotation, cellular component: transcription repressor complex; nucleus. Lineage: Eukaryota; Metazoa; Chordata; Aves; Apodiformes; Trochilidae. Bases 28 to 1632 code for a protein of 534 amino acids. The record is from RefSeq and is a predicted model, not a curated record. The transcript has 11 exons. Gene Ontology annotation, biological process: intracellular signal transduction.